Sphaeramia orbicularis (orbiculate cardinalfish) is the source of this 1749-nucleotide messenger RNA. It is a transcript of the gene fbxo9, whose product is annotated as F-box protein 9. The transcript has 13 exons. Gene Ontology annotation, cellular component: cytoplasm; SCF ubiquitin ligase complex. Gene Ontology annotation, biological process: SCF-dependent proteasomal ubiquitin-dependent protein catabolic process. The record is from RefSeq and is a predicted model, not a curated record. Gene Ontology annotation, molecular function: protein binding. NCBI's taxonomy places the organism in Eukaryota, Metazoa, Chordata, Actinopteri, Kurtiformes, Apogonidae. The coding region runs from base 166 to 1434 and encodes 422 amino acids.
GACUUCCUGUGUCACUGAGGCUCCGGGCUACUCAGCGAAAUGGCUGCGUUCCUGCGAGCUCGUAAAUAUGUUCGUUGUGUUGUGCGUUUCUCCGACCGUGAACUGUAAACGCAAGCGUUGAGAGAUUGUUACGGAUAGAAGAAACGACCUACUGGCCAAGCUGUCAUGGCAGAAGAAAAUGCAGAUAUUGGAGGUGCGGUAGAGGACGAAGAUGAAGGUUCAGAUGACCCAAAUCUUCAGCUGGAGCUCAAUGCGUUCAGAGCCCGGUGGAUGUCUGAACUCAAACCGAGCUCUGGAGCAAGUGGGGGCCGACUGACGCAUGUCAAAGGUUUGAAGAGGACGCUCGAAGUUGCUCGGGAGGAAAAGGCUACAGAGCUGUUCUUGAGAGCUGUUCAUGAGGAGCAGAAGGGAGCGAUGUAUGAAGCUAUCAAAUACUAUCGCAUGUCGAUGCAGCUUGUGCCUGACAUUGAGUUCAAAGUCAACUACAGCCGUACUCCCGAUGGAGAGCGAGUUGGUGGACACUACAUGCAGGAGAGCGGCGUUGACGGCGAAAUCGAGGAUCUACUUGCGUACUUUGAGCAGCAGCUCACACUGGAAUGCUCUUUUCCAAAGAUCUGCACUCCUGAGCAAGAAAUGACUCGGGUGCACAUUUCAGCCUUGCCCCGGGAAAUCCUGAUGUACAUAUUUCGUUGGGUUGUGUCCAGUGAUCUGGACAUGAGGGCUCUGGAGCAGCUCUCAUUGGUUUGCCGUGGGUUUUAUAUUUGUGCAAGGGACCCUGAGAUCUGGCGUUUGGCCUGUUUGAGAGUGUGGGGACGGAACUGCACCAAACUGGGUCCCUUCAAGUCCUGGAGAGAGAUGUUUCUGCAGAGGCCACGCGUCCGUUUUGAUGGGGUCUACAUCAGUAAGACAUCGUACAUCCGCCAAGGAGAGCAGUCCCUGGAUGGGUUUUACAGAGCGUGGCACCAUGUGGAGUACUACAGGUACCUUCGGUUCUUCCCUGAUGGUCAAGUCAUGAUGCUGACGACCCCCGAGGACCCACUGUCUGUCGUUCCUCGUUUGCGAACCGCCAACUCCAGAAUAGAUUCAGUUCUGCUCGGUCAUUUCCGUCUGUCACAGGAGACAGACAAUCAAACCAAAGUUUAUGCUGUCGUCUGCAAGAAAAAGGAGGAGAGAGCGACUGAGAUCACGAGAAAUCGGUUCUACAGGCGGAACCCAGCUCCUGAGGCAGAGCACAGCUUCCACGUUGGACUGCAUCUGUCCUCUGGGGGGCGCCAGAGCUUCAGUAAGCUGGUGUGGAUCCACCACUCCUGUCACAUCACUUACAAACUUACUGGGGAAACAGUCGUCACAUCGUUCGACCUGGACAGGAUGUACUCACCGUUUUUCUUUGCACGUGUGAAGAGUUACACAGCUUUCUCCGAGCAGCCGCUGUAAGCAACUCAAUGACCUGCACGCAAUCCCACCUACGACGACGACAGAAGCAGCUGUCACUUCACUUUAAUAAAACGCAGAUUCUCAGCCUGGUUAAAUUGUGCUGCAGUGUUUAAAACAAACCCUAAUGUUUCCUACACGCAAGCAUGUUACGUUUUCAGGUUUACAUGAUAGAAAUUACUUAUUUUUCUGAUUUCAGAAAUGCGUUGAAAGCUAAAAUAAUUAGCAGCCUCUCUCACCUAUUCCCAGUUAUGAAUGUUCAUGCUGUUUUCAGUUCAUGUUGCACUUUCUUCAUCAAAUAAACAGUGGUGAACAGAC